AAAGAAAGAAGCCAAUCUCAGGCAAUAUUUGACCAUAGAGAAGAAUUAGAUUCAGAGACGACAUGGCAGAGACUGCAGUAUCCUCUCUUAUCGACAGGCUGCUUCACUUGCUGACCCAAGAAGCAAAACUGUUAGCAGGCAUACAUGGAGAAGUUGCUGACAUCAAAGAUGAACUGGAGAGCAUUCAGUCCUUCCUCAAGGAUGCAGAUGCAAAGGCCGCAGCUGAACAAGACAUUGACGAGGGCGUCAAAACGUGGGUGAAACAAGUAAGAGAAGUAGCUUUCCACAUAGACGUUGCAAUAGAUCAAUACUUGCUUCAGGUGGCAAUACAUGAUCCUCAUCCAAGUGGCUUCCGUGGUACCCUCCAGAAAACCACUCACUUACUCAAAACAAUAAUACCACGCCACAAGAUCGCAGCUAAGAUUCAAGAGAUCAAGGCAUCAGUUCAGAAAAUCAAUGAGAGAAGUAAAAGAUAUGGCUUCCAAUCCACUGCUCAAGGAUCGUGUUGUGGUGCUCGGAGUAUAAGUUGGAAUAAUGACCCUCGAAAGGAUUCCCUUUAUCUUGACGAUGCAGAUGUUGUAGGAAUUGAAUCUUCUAUAGAUGAAUUGAUUAGCUGGUUGGUAGGAGGAUCUCCUCAUCGUACUGUGGUUUCGGUGGUGGGAAUGGGGGGACUAGGUAAAACCACUCUUACCAAGAAAGUCUAUGACAACCAAAUGGUAAAAGGGUACUUUGACUACCAUGCUUGGAUCUCAGUUUCUCAGUCUUACAAAAUAGAAGAUUUGCUAAGGAGCAUAAUAAAGCAGUUUUGCGAGGGCAGAAAGGAGCUCCCUUUGUCGGGAAUUGAUGCAAUGGAUGAACAAUUGUUGGUCAAUAAAUUGAGAGAUUACUUACCGCAAAAAAGGUAUGUGGUUGUAUUUGAUGAUGUAUGGAAAAUUGAAUUUUGGGAUAGCAUAAAAAAUUCUUUACCUAAUAAUCAUGUAGGUGGUAGAAUUAUUAUCACAACACGUAAUAGUGAGGUUGCUAAUUAUUGUAAAAAAUCAUCACCUGUUCGUGUUUACAAGUUGCAACCACUACCUAGGGACAAGGCAUGGGAGCUCUUUUGCAAAAGGGCUUUCCAAUUUGAUUUUGAAGGACAUUGUCCCGCAAUUUUAGAGAAAUUGUCUCAUGACAUUGUUGAGAAGUGCGGAGGAUUGCCACUUGCAAUUGUUGCUAUAAGUGGUCUUUUGUCAACAAAAGAAAAAACUAUGUUUGAAUGGAAAAACUUGCAUGAUAGCCUUGGCUUUGAAUUUGGAAAAAAUCCACAUCUUUCAAGUGUGAACAAAAUUUUAUCCCUAAGUUUUGAAGACUUGCCUUAUAACCUAAAAUCCUGUUUCUUAUACCUUGGUAUGUAUCCAGAGGAUUACUCCAUUAAUUGUAUAAGAUUGAUUCGACAAUGGAUAGCUGAAGGCUUUGUGAAAGAAAUUGAAGGUAAAACAUUAGAAGAGGUUGCACAAGAAUACUUGAUAGAAUUAAUCCAUAGAAGUUUGGUUCAAGUAUCAGAGGUCAAAAUGGAUGGAAAAGUUAGACGAUGUCGACUCCAUGAUCUUUUGCAUGAGAUUGUCCUCCAAAAGAUGAAGGAUUUGAGUUUUUGUCAUGUACUAUUGAAACAAGAGUCAAGCUUUGAAGGACUAAUUCAACGCAUGUCAGUAAACAAAGUUUCAUAUAAUGUUCUCAAAGGAUUUAAGGACAAAAAAAUUCAUUCACUUUUAUUGUUUAAUCUUGAUGAAUUGCCGAAGUCUUUUAUGAGUCCCUUUUUUUCAGAUUUCAAGUUUUUGAAAGUAAUAGAUUUUGAAGAGGCUCCAUUGGAUCACAUUCCUAAAGAUGUUGGAAGUUUAUUUCACUUAAGGUAUUUAAGUUUGAGAAAUACCAAAGUAAAAAUGCUUCCAAAAUCCAUAGGAAAGUUGCAAAAUUUGGAGACUCUAGAUCUAAAGCAAACCCUAGUGUCUAAAUUACCAAUAGAGAUUAACAGGCUUCAUAAGUUGCGACAUCUUUUAGCUUACUAUCAUGAUUAUGGGCUAGAUUUCAGUUUGGCUUCUCAAAAAGGGGUAAAGAUACAAAAAGGGGUUGGAUGUUUAGAGGAGUUGCAAAAGUUGUAUUUUGUGGAUUUGAAUCAUGGAGGGGUUGAUUUAGUUAAAGAUAUGGGAAAGUUGAGACAAUUGAGGAAGCUUGGAGUGAAAAACCUGUCAAAGGAAACCAUGAGGGCUUUAUGUGCCUCUAUUGCAACAAUGAACCACCUUCAAUCUCUUGAUAUAGCUUCAAUAAGCGAAGAUGAGAUCAUUGAUUUACAAUCCAUUUCAACUCCACCUCAAUGUCUUCAGCGCCUCUACAUAAAGGGGCAUUUAGAGAAGUUCCUAGAUUGGAUUCCUAAACUUCAACAUCUAGUCAAAUUAGGGAUUUAUUGGUCAAAGUUGAACGAGGACCCAAUGAAAGCCCUUCAAAAUCUACCUAAUUUGUUGGAACUUGAAAUCUCAAGACAGGCAUACAAUGGAGAGCAAUUGUAUAUUAAGAUAGGAGGGUUUCCAAAACUCAAAAUUCUAAAUCUCCAAUUCUUCAAUGCAUUGCAUUCAUUGAUGAUAGAUGAGGGAGCAUUGCCUCUUCUUGAAAAAUUUGUGAUUGGGCGUAGUCCGCAACUAAAAGAGGUGUCGUGCGGAAUCCUAAAUCUGAGAAACCUUAAAGAACUGAGAUUUAUUGAUAUGCACAAGGAAUUCGAAGAAAGUUUGGAUCCCGAGCUAGGAUCACAUUAUUGGAUUAUUGAGCAUGUACCCAUCGUUUAUCUCUUACACGAGGUUCGCACAGGAUUUUACGACCUUGAGGCCCGCAUUCUUCGUUCCAAACAUUUGACAGGGUCAUAA
Quercus lobata is the source of this 2891-nucleotide messenger RNA. RefSeq names its product disease resistance protein RPM1-like. Lineage: Eukaryota; Viridiplantae; Streptophyta; Magnoliopsida; Fagales; Fagaceae. Bases 63 to 2891 code for a protein of 942 amino acids. The transcript has a single exon. The record is from RefSeq and is a predicted model, not a curated record. Gene Ontology annotation, molecular function: ADP binding. Gene Ontology annotation, biological process: defense response to other organism.